Rotaria sordida is the source of this 3129-nucleotide messenger RNA. The record is from the annotation of a GenBank genome assembly. NCBI's taxonomy places the organism in Eukaryota, Metazoa, Rotifera, Eurotatoria, Philodinida, Philodinidae.
AUGAAUCAACACACAACAUCUGCUACAGAUAAAACAACAUUACAAACAUCGUCUGUUAUUCUAUUAAAGACACAUCGUAUUAAAAUAAACAAAUUAUCAUCUAGUAUUCGUAUUACACAGGAACUUGUUGAUCAAUGUGUCGAACAAGAAAAAGCUUUAGCACUUGUUGUUAAAACAUCAAAACUAUCCAAUAAAGUUGUAUGGUUUAAAAAUACUGCUCGUAAUAAAUAUAAUGAAACUGAGCGGAUUUUUAAUGAUGAUAAAUUUCAUUUAAUCUCACAAACAACUGUACAUAUCCUCAUUAUAUCAGCUGUUAAACUUGAUGAUACAGGAGAAUAUUUUUGUCGAAUUGAAAAUACAUUAACAUAUGCAAAGAUUGAAGUAAUAAAUGAAAAGUCAAAUACUAAUCAACAAUUAUCACGAUCAUUAAUUAAUAAAUCGACAUCAUAUGAUUUUAAUACAUUUGAAGAGGAAUUAAAAUUAAUUCAUCCAUUACCUGAACAAAUACGCUUAGACAAAAAUGAUAAGUUAAUCGUUUUUUGUGAAACCAAUCGUAAACCAAAUCAUGUACAAUGGUUCAAAAAUGAAUCAAGUCUUUCAUCCAUAUCAAAUAAUUUGGAAACUUAUUAUUUCGAUUCAAUUUCAAUAUUAAUUUUAUAUCAUGUUAAUGAAGAAGAUUCAGGUUUAUACACGUGUUAUCUUGGAGAUUAUUGUAAAACGAGAUGUACAGUACAAAUUGAUGAUUCAAAUUUGAUCUAUAUAGAUAAAUCAAUUGCUUGGGAAGAAAUUAUGGAACCAAUUGAAUGUAUUCAUUUAAAAAUAAAUAAAGCAUUUAUUUCAUUUAAAUGGUAUCAUCCGAAUCCGAACGAAGAAAAUCUAUCAUAUUUAAUUGAUAAUAAAUUUAAAAUAGUAUCCGAAAGUUCAACACAAGAAUUAGAGUUAAUUAAUACAAAAAAAACAAAUUUAAUUAAAUAUUUUUUAUCUUUCCAAUUGAUAGACAAACAAUACCAAAUGAUAAUUAUUGAUUUAAUAAAAAUGAAAAUAAAUAAUGAUAAUCAAGAUUCUCUAAUAAAAUCUUUAAAUUCAAUUGAAACAAAACAAGUAACAGAAGGUGAUGAUUUAAUUAUCGAAAUAAUUUUUCAACAUGAUCGUAAUUUAUUAUUAAAAGAUUAUCUUAUUUUAUUAAAAAAUAAUGUUCCAUUAUAUAAUCACUUUGAAAUUAAUCCAUCAGAUGAUACAUCAUCAGAAUUAAGUCAUUGGAUUAUUACUUUAUCAGAUAUUAAUUUAAAUGAUGAAGGUGUUUAUUCGAUCUGUAUUAAUCAAAACUUAAAACAUUUAUUUGUUUUAUCGAUUAAACCGUGUUGUUUACAACGCAAAUCAAUUAUAUUAUCUAAAGAUAAAUUUAAUUUGCACGAAAAUUUAGAAUUUAUAAUUCAAUUGGAAGAACCAUUAUAUGAUACAAAUAAUAAAUUAAUGUGGUUUAAAAAUGGUUAUCCUAUUGAAUCAUCAAAUCAGCAUAUGAUAAAUACUAUAUGUUCAGUACCAAAUCAAUCAACAACACAUAAAUUAAUUAUUCAAGAUAUAACUUUUGCAGAUCAAGGUAUUUAUAGCUUAUGUAAUUCUAAUGUUAUUUUUGAAACAUCAUUUAUUCAUGUUUUUCGAAUGCCUAUUGAACCACCAUCACUAUUACAUACAGUUAUAAAAAGUUCUGAUUAUGAAAUAAAUCUUAUUAUUAAAAAUUUAUCUGAUCAAUAUAUAUUGCUUUAUAAAGGUAAUCAAGCAUUACAAGAUUUAACUAAAAUGAUUACAUAUGUUGACAAUGAAAAAAUUCAAUUAAAAUUCAACAAUAUUAAAUUAUAUGGUUAUGAAAUUUAUCAAAUUAAUAUAAAUAAUAAUAAUAAUAAUCAAUGUACAACUGUUUGUUCAUUUAAUUUAAUAGAACAACAAAAAGAAAAAUGUUCAAUCGACAUCAAUCAAAAUAUAUUGAAGAAAGAUGAUUUAAUUUUGGUAUGCAUUCAAAAUAAAAAUAUCAUUUUAAAUGAAAUCCAAUUGCUCAAAAAUAUUCCACCAUCAACUGAAACAGAAGAAAUAAAGAUUUCAACCAGAAAAGAACAGAAUAAAUAUAUGAUUAUGCCAAGAUUAUCAAAAUUAAAUAGUGUGUUUAAUUUAUUAUUUUAUUAUCGUUGUGUGUCAUCGGAAAUAGAAAUUGAUUCAAAAUUUUUUUAUAACGAUAUACUGAAAAACUGUGAUGUAAUUGUGACGCAAGAUAUAGCAAAUGUUUCAAGAACAACAAUAUCAACUGAUUAUUUAUCAACAUGCUAUCUUAUUUUAAUGAGUUUCAAUCUAGAUCAUCAGUGUUAUGUGUACUUGAAACAUCAUUCAAGACUUAUCACCAAAAACACUUCUGCACCAGAAUUACUUUCAAUGUUUUUUGAAGAUAUAUGGAUUGAAAUAAACACUAUAUUAUCAAAAAAAUUUCGUUUAUCAAAUACAUUUCGUGUGAAUGAUUUAAAAGAUUUACAAUUAGUGAUUGGUGGAGGAACACAUGCUUCUCGUGAUGCAAUUCGUAAUGCAUUCGCAUUAUUAAUAAAUCCAGAUCAAUCAAUAUUGGAUAUGAUAUUCAAGCAUUGCAAUAUUGAUUAUCAAUAUUUAGUUAAUCAUUCGAUAAAUAAAAUAAUAAUUAUAAAAUCAAUUAAAUGUGCUCAAACUAAAGAAGAACUUGAAUUAAUGCGUAAUCAUCCAAAUGAUGCAAAUACCAUCUUACCAGCUAAUUUAUGGGUUACAUAUAACUGUUCAACAAAAGAAUGCAUUUUCAGUGUUAGAUGGACUUUUUCUGCAAAUACAAUUGAUCUAGCUCUGAUGAAGAUUGAUUUAUUCAACUCAAAAGAUUUAAAUCAAUUUGUAUGGAAAUUUCAAAAUAAACAUAUUCAAAUAUUAAGACAUAAUUUUCGAAAUCGAUCAGAUAUUUUAGAAAAAUUUGAAAAAUGUUUUUUAUAUAUAAAUCAAAAUUCAUUAUUUAUUCCGUCAGUGAUCGAUUAUUCGUUGGAACCUCGUAGUAAUGAUGAUCCAGAUGAAGACGAAGAUGAUGAUGAUGAAGAUGAACUUGAACUUGAACAUAUUGAUGGUUAA